Messenger RNA from Megalopta genalis, 2134 nucleotides. RefSeq names its product short coiled-coil protein B. Lineage: Eukaryota; Metazoa; Arthropoda; Insecta; Hymenoptera; Halictidae. Gene Ontology annotation, cellular component: trans-Golgi network. The record is from RefSeq and is a predicted model, not a curated record.
UAGUGAAUCAACACGCCCGCAGGUGUCAGCGGGGAGGCAAAUGACAAAUGGUGUCAAACGACGUUGAAUCACUUCUGCAAUAAAUGCAGAUUUUGCGAAGUUAUUCUAGUUAAUCUAGAAUCGAGAUAAUUGGGAAUCGAUUAGAAACCAAUAAGAGUUCAGACCGGAUAUUUUCCUCGUAAAUGUAACAGUUUUGUGUCAGUUUUGUGUAGAAAUCGAUAAGUUCGAGUCGACCCUCGUACCUUGCGCGCAGGUUUCUCUGUCGUCUAUUAUUUCUUUCUCCGAAUAUCUUUGGCGACAAGAUGUCUACAUCCGUCACAGCCAAACUUCAAGAUGACAUGAAUAGCAUACCGCUAGCAGACGAUGACCCACAAGUGAUUAUUCCUGAAGAAGAAAUUUUGGAUAACAGCUGUGACUGUCGCAGCAUGGACUCCAUUCCUUCGACGUUCACAAAUGGUAGCUGUAGUCCGAAUAGUUUGGAUCCAGAUAUUAGCCCUGAUGAACAGGAAGAGAAGGCUAGAUUGAUUGCUCAAGUUCUUGAACUACAGAAUACUUUAGAUGAUUUGUCACAGAGAGUGGACAGUGUAAAAGAAGAAAACCUGAAAUUGAGAAGCGAGAAUCAAGUACUCAAUCAGUAUAUCGAGAACUUGAUGUCUGCAUCUAGUGUUUUCCAGUCCACCAGCCCAAACACCAAGAAAAAGUGAAUUUAUGUCUUAAGCUAGAGAAAAAUUCCGAACAAACAGGGAUCUUGAAAUAAUGUGAUCGUCGGCUCUUCGUAAAAAGUGUGUAUAUGCUUUCAUUUUAUAACAUCUUAUUUAAAACAAGUUAUAGGAGAAAGAACAAAUUUAUUGUAGAUAUAAAAGAUUUCAAGAUGCCGUAUUAUAGAUGUGCUUAUUCAGGCAGUUCGUGUUUUGUCAGUAUGUACAUACAUUUUACGAAGACGAUAUAUAUGAGCGAGAAUAUGAUUGUUUUCUCUUAAGACAUUUUGGACCAUGUCCAUUUGAACAUUCGUGGAUCGAACUGUAUAUUUACUUUUUCUUUCAGUCACUUCAUACGCUUUUUGCUUCAAAAGCAUCGCGCUUGUAAUUAUUAUAUAUUGCCAAAGAAUUCCAUUUUGCAUUUUACUACAAUUUUAUUUAUUGAUUUAUAAUAGAUGUAUAAGAGGUGAAUAAUCUCAAUGAUUAUCCACUAAGUUUAUGCAAAUUUGUAAGCAGAAGAAAUGGAAUUAAUUCUUCCAAUGCUAUACACUUGUACAUAUAAGUUUUUAUUUUCCAUAAAUCUUUUUAUAUAUAAAAUUAUACUUUCUUAAGUUGUUAUUAUUAUUAGUUUAUGGAUCUCUAUGCAAAGAUUAUAAUUUUUUAUAGAUCAUUUUAUAGAAAACCGUUAAGAGAAGAAUUUAUUUUACUAAUUGAAAGAUUCAUUAAGAUUAAAGUAAUGUAAAAAUGUUAUUAAUAUUUUUGUUAAAUAGAUUUUGUGAGAACAGUUAUUAUUAAGGACAUGUAACUGUUUUAAUCAUUAAACAUUAGUCAAUUAGCAUCGAAAGAAUUAAUUCCGAAGCUGGAACGAUAUCCAUAAUUUACAUACGAAUAUUACUUUAUUAGCAUUUUGUCUCAGAUAAAUUUUAUUUAUAUUUUAAAUUGCGUUUGUUGAAGUUAAUUGCUGGCAGCAUAUUUGAUAUUUACGGAAUAAGAUGCGAAGGUAAAAUAAGUGUUUGUAGUUACCGUAUUUAAUCGGACACCGCCGUUUUUUAAUUGAGGCUUUCGCUUAAGAGUUUCGAUAUACCUGUAUACAAUGUAUGUAGGUGUACAAAAGAGAUAAAUAGUAAUUACAUAUAAAUAUAUUAUAUUACAUACAAUUAUAAUAUAUAAUAAAAUACAGAUCGGCGUUCGUACGAUUGUUGCGAGCGAAGUGUAAAAUUCAAAUUAUGAUCGAAUCAGAUCGGGACACUUUGUUUGCAGCAUGAUCGAUCAACGACUAAUAUUAAUAAAAAAGAAAAUAAAUUGAAGAAUGUACUGCAAUUUGUAACUGCAACUUGCGAUGAAGGUUCAGUUGAAGGGCACAAGCAGAAUGCACAAUCCCAAACUAUUCCGUUGUUGAGUAACAGUGUUAUAAUAAACAUUAUAUUCUAUUGGAA